AUGGGGAAAACCACAGGAAGCCUUUGCAGCCGCCUGAGUGAAGGAGCCAGUGGUAGUGGAGAUGGAGAGAUAGGAAAAUGUGUUUUGGUGCUAGAGAUGGUAGUGCCUAUUGAUGGGGUUAGAUCCUGGGUACACGGCGACCCCAGGAGAGUGGCCUAUCCUACAGACAGCAAGGGCCACUUUUGUGGCCAGAAGGGCACCCCCAAUGAGAACAAGACCAUUUUGUUUUACUUUAACCUGUUAAGAUGUGCCAAGCCUUCCAUUCUGUUUGGCCUACAGUGCCCUACCACACAGAUCUGUGUCUCCAAGUGCCCAGAAAAAUUUUUAACCUACGUGGAAAUACAAAUUUCGUACAAAGGAAAUAAUAGUAAUUGGUUAUACUACAGUCAAUUCUGCCAGCCUACUGCUGAACCUGAAAAGCCCAUCUCAGAAAUCUUAUUGGAUGAUGACUGCCCCGCAGCAAUUUUUCCAAGCAAACCUUUUCUCCAGAGGUGUUUGCCUGACUUCUCAACCAAAAAUGGCUCUUUAACGGUAGGAAAUAAGAUGCUGUAUGAAGAUGGAAGUGGAAAAACAAGAAAUGUACUAGAACUCAGGGAGGCUUCAAAUGCUGUCAGUAAACUCCUUGAUGCAAGGGCAAUUGGAUCAAAAGUGUUUGAGGACUACGCAGUGACGUGGUAUUGGAUCCUCCUAGGCCUAUGUACUGCCAUGAUCCUUAGUUGGACAUUUCUGAUACUCCUCAAAUUCAUAGCUGGAUUCCUCUUCUGGAUAUUUGCAUUUGGUGUACUUGGAAUUGUAGGAUAUGGAAUAUGGUACUGUUACCAGGAAUACAACAAUCUUCAGCACCACCCAAAUUCUACACUGACUAUAUAUGACAUCGGGAUUGAGACAAACAUAAGCAUGUACUUUAAAUUGAAACAGACAUGGUUCUCAUUUUUGAUAAUACUCAUCAUCAUUGAAGUGAUUGUCAUCAUCUUGCUGAUCGCCUUCAGGAGACGAAUCCGUGUCGCCAUUGUUCUGCUGAAGGAAGGGAGCAAAGCCAUUGGAUGCAUUCCUAGUACAUUACUAUAUCCAGUUUUAACUUUCUUUCUGCUCUUAAUCUGCAUUUCCUACUGGGUUGUGACUGCAGUUUUUUUGGCUACAUCAGGAAUACCUAUGUACACAGUUACAGCCACAGAUGAGCCAUGUAUCUAUUCAAAUAAAAUCUGUGAACCAGAGAGUUUUAAUACAACUGAAAUUCCCAGAGUUUGCCCGGGAGCUCAUUGUAACUUUGCUUUCUAUGGUGGUGGAAAGACUCUGUACCAUCAGUACAUCAAUACCUUCCAUAUAUACAAUCUAUUUGUCUUUAUCUGGCUUGUAAACUUUGUCAUUGCAUUGGGUCAGUGUUCCCUUGCUGGUGCCUUUGCUGCUUAUUACUGGGCCAUGAAAAAACCCGAUGAUAUUCCACCAUUUCCACUUUUUACUGCAUUUGGAUACGCUUUACGAUAUCACACAGGAUCACUAGCAUUUGGAGCUUUAAUUCUUUCAUUAAUUCAAAUAUUUAAAAUGGUCCUAGAAUACAUGGACAGCCAACUUAAAAAAGCCCAAAACAGCAUUUCCAAAUUUCUACAAUGCUGCCUGACAUGCUGUUUCUGGUGUUUGGAAAAAAUGGUAAAGUUUUUAAACAGAAAUGCCUAUAUUAUGAUUGCAAUAUAUGGGAAAAACUUCUGCAUAUCAACAAGAGAUGCUUUCAAUCUGCUGAUGAGAAACAUUAUAAAAGUUGCAGUUACAGAUGAAGUUACACACUUUAUAUUGUUCCUGGGGAAAAUUCUAAUUUCUGGGUUUAUAGGUAUCCUGGCCUUCUUGAUCUUCACACAAAAAAUACCAACGAUUAUACAAGGACCAACAUCUUUAAAUUACUACUGGGUACCAUUGCUGACUGUCAUUUUUGGAUCUUAUCUAAUUGCUAAGGGGUGCUUCAGCGUCUAUUCAAUGUGUGUUGAAACAAUUUUCCUCUGCUUCUUGGAAGACUUAGAACGAAACGAAGGUUCUAGAAUAAGACCCUAUUUCGUGAGUCAAUCUCUGAUGAAGAUUUUGAUGGAGAGAGAUAAAUAA
Messenger RNA from Marmota flaviventris (yellow-bellied marmot), 2091 nucleotides. Lineage: Eukaryota; Metazoa; Chordata; Mammalia; Rodentia; Sciuridae. The record is from RefSeq and is a predicted model, not a curated record.